CAAGUACUAUUCCCUAUGAUUUCACCACUUAGUCUUUUGUUUUUUCCCUCUCGACUUACCUUCAGUUCUGGUAAAUCCGCCAUUGUUGUGAAACUGAAGUGCGCAUGCUCUAUAGGGAAAAUGGCGACUAGAUCGGUUCUCAGAUUUUCGGGAUCGAUCAAUCAUCUCCUAGGGCCCUUGUUAAGUCGACGAAGCCCAGCACUAACAUGCUCGGUCAAUCUAAAGACAAAAGCCUUUGAAACAGAGAAUGAAAGGCAAAAGAGCUUGGUACCCUACAGAACACAGAGCACAGAUGCCAGAGCUCAGGUGGUGCAGCCGGGUCCACGGGAGCCAUACUCCCCCCAUCAGCACCCUGAAAACAACAUGGACUUUGUCAUGGCCAGGGCUGAUGAUCUGUUGAACUGGGGAAGGAGGACUUCAAUAUGGCCCAUGACAUUCGGUCUUGCAUGCUGUGCUGUGGAAAUGAUGCAUUUUGCUGCCCCUCGUUAUGACAUGGAUCGAUUUGGAAUUGUAUUUCGUGCUAGUCCUCGUCACUGUGACGUCAUGAUUGUUGCAGGCACUUUAACAAACAAAAUGGCACCUGCUUUGAGAAGGGUAUAUGACCAGAUGCCUAACCCUCGAUGGGUAAUCUCCAUGGGGAGCUGUGCCAAUGGAGGGGGAUAUUAUCAUUAUUCAUACUCAGUUGUCAGAGGCUGUGACAGAAUCGUUCCAGUUGAUAUUUAUGUACCAGGCUGCCCCCCUACAGCAGAGGCUCUCCUCUACGCCUUUCUACAGUUACAGAAAAAGAUCAAGAGGAUGAAAGCGUGCCAGAAUUGGUACCGCCGUAAUUACUACAACCCCAAGAAGAGAGGCAUGUUAAUCGAGCCAAAGGACGUCCCUUUCCAGAAGUUAUUUAAUCUAGUGAAGAUGAAGGCACAGCCCAAACCUUUGGAUUAGAUAAACAAACAAUAUUUUUCAGAUGUUGGUUGAUCAUACAUCUUGGAUCUGUAUUUGACAAUUGGACAGAGAAAGUGACAUCCAGAACACAUGUAUGCGAUUUAAAUCGACUGUUAUUGCACUUAAAUGUGUUAUUAAAAAAAAAAUUGAG
Messenger RNA from Magallana angulata, 1087 nucleotides. RefSeq names its product NADH-ubiquinone oxidoreductase 20 kDa subunit-like. The coding region runs from base 16 to 936 and encodes 306 amino acids. The transcript is spliced from 6 exons. The record is from RefSeq and is a predicted model, not a curated record. Gene Ontology annotation, biological process: aerobic respiration; mitochondrial respiratory chain complex I assembly; electron transport coupled proton transport. Gene Ontology annotation, molecular function: 4 iron, 4 sulfur cluster binding; NADH dehydrogenase (ubiquinone) activity; quinone binding. Lineage: Eukaryota; Metazoa; Mollusca; Bivalvia; Ostreida; Ostreidae.